GAACCAACCCCCACUUUGCUGCUUUGCCAUGGGAAUGGUGGCAAAUCGCGUGGCUAUUGUCAUGUCGGCUUCAUUUUUCAACCCCAGCUUUGCCUUCAGUUCGCACUUCGACCCCGAUGGCACUCCCCUGAGUGAGCUCUCCUGGUCCUCUUCUCUGGUGGUUGUGGCCGUUUCCUUCUCUGGGCUCUUCACCUUCAUCUUCCUCAUGUUGGCCUGUCUGUGCUGCAAGAAGGGGGGCAUUGGCUUCAAGAGCUGGAGAAGCGAAUCCCGAGAGAAGAGGCUGAGGAUGGUUUUGAGGUGUCUGCCCUGCACGGGGGCCAGCACAGUGCCAAAAACAGCCUGUAAUGUAGAACUGGGGAACCCUGGGCAGCCCUCCCCCUGCCCCCUGACCAAGGAAUUUGAGAAUGCUGAAGGAGAAGAAUAUGCCAGCGAGUUCUCUGCCCAGGGCUCACCUGCCACACAGAAUGGCCCUGAAGUUUACAUUCUGCCACUCACCGAAGUCUCCUUGCCCAUGUCCAGGCAGCCUGGACGCUCAGUUCAGCUACUCAAAUCCACUGACCUGGGACGCCACAGCCUGCUGUACCUCAAAGAGAUUGGCCAUGGAUGGUUUGGCAAGGUGUUCCUCGGUGAGGUGAAUGCGGGGCUCAGCAGCACUCAAGUGGUAGUGAAGGAGCUAAAGGCCAGUGCCAGUGUUCAAGAUCAGAUGCAGUUCCUGGAAGAGGCUCAGCCAUAUAGGGCACUCCAACACACCAAUCUCCUACAGUGCCUGGCCCAGUGUGCGGAGGUCACACCCUACCUGCUGGUGAUGGAGUUCUGUCCAUUGGGUGACCUGAAGGGCUACUUGCGGAGCUGCCACGCAGCUGAGGCACUGGCACCCGACCCCCUGACGUUGCAACGCAUGGCCUGUGAGGUGUCCUGUGGCCUGCUGCACCUCCACCGCAACAACUAUGUACACAGUGACCUGGCACUGCGGAACUGCUUACUCACAGCUGACCUGACUGUCAAAAUCGGUGACUAUGGUCUUUCUCACUGCAAAUACAAAGAUGACUACUUUGUGACGGCUGACCAGCUGUGGGUGCCAUUGCGCUGGGUGGCUCCUGAGCUCAUCGAUGAAGUACACGGCAACCUGCUUAUUGUUGACCAGACCAAGACCAGCAAUAUCUGGUCACUGGGUGUGACCAUCUGGGAGCUUUUUGAGUUGGGAGGCCAGCCCUACUGCCACUAUUCGGACCGGCAGGUGCUCACUUAUGCCAUCAAGGAGCAGCAGCUUAAACUUCCCAGGCCGAAGCUUCCACUCUCGCUCUCUGACCGCUGGUAUGAGGUGAUGCAGUUUUGCUGGCUGCAGCCAGAGCAGCGUCCCACCGCAGAGGAGGUGCACCUGCUGCUCUCCUACCUGUGCGCCAAGGGCGCUUCGGAAGCCGAGGAGGAGUUUGAGCGGCGCUGGAACUCCAUGAAACCCGGGGGCGGUGGGUGCUCAGGCUCUGGCUCCAGCCACAUGGGUGUUGAGCUUUCCUCUUUCCCGCUGCUGGAACAUUUUUCCAACGAUGGCGAUGAUGUCCUGACUGUCAUGGAGACAAGCCACGGCCUCAACUUUGAGUACAAGUGGGACCAAGGCAAAGCUGAGCAUCUUCCGGCCUCGGCCUUGAGCCCUCACGGAGCCGCCCGCUAUCACGAGCUCUACUACUCAGCCAGCAGCAGCAGGGGAGGGGGUGGGCACCUCAGCCUGGGCGUCUCACCCUCCUGCUACGAGUGCAAGGUGCAAGGCUGCCCUGGCCUGCACACGCCAGGUGUGGUCCCUGUGCUGAGUGCCCACAGCCCCUCCCUUAACAGCGAGUACUACAUCCGCAUUGAAGAGGUGGCCUCAGAGGGCAGUGGGGCCGAUCUGGAUUACACCAUGUGCUCCUACAGCCCUGAGUUUGGCUGUUCGUCCCAAAGCUGGCAAGCCAUGGAGGGCCACUAUGAGUCAAAUAAUAGCCCCACUGUCUCCCUCACCAUGGAACCUCUUCUUGGCCACUCCACACACACAGACAGUCCCUGGGAGCCCCCUGAAUACUACUCCUAUGGAGGACAAGGGGACAAGGAGGCCCCGUACUACGAGGCCUCCCCGAGGGAAAGUGCUGACUACCUGCUGAAGGAGCCCAGCAGCUCCGAGUGGCCUGUCCCUGUUUUGCAGAAAAGUCUGUUCACUGACCCACUGGGUGUGUCGCCAUCGAUGACCUAUGGCUACAAGGAGGCCGCGUCAGACUGUGUCGCUCUAGAUCUGGGUGAGGAGGUCUCUUGUGGCAGCCCCAGGAGCGAAGGGGGUGAGAACGAUGAAUCCCCUUCCCCCAGCAAGCACUGGACGUCCAACACCUCAGCCAACAAUAACAGCUGCCGCUCACUGUCCCCCUGUGAGCCCCCUGCCAAUGACAGCUGGUGCUACCGGCACAUGAUCACUUUCCAGGGACUCAUGGCAGAACCGCUGUGCACAGUACCCCGGGAUGAGCCUGCUCUGGGGCUCAAGGAUCUGAGAGCAGCACUUCUGGGUGGGGAGCCUGUGACGUCACCUCACACAGGCUCUCUGUGUCCAAAGGCUGAGUUGCCUACAGAGGGGAAAGGAUCAGCUGACGUUGCUGGUAUCGAGGUCAGUACAGAGGACUCCACAAACGAGAGCAUAGAAGGGUGCCCCCAGGCCACUGUGCCACCGCCGGAGGAACUGGACUUGAGGACAUCAUUAGCUGUGCCGGAACCAGCUGUCAGUGUAGACAUUGGAGAGACAACUGCACCAGCUGAGCUGAUAGGUGAGGCACCAGUUGCUGGGGAAGAUCCUGUCCUUGUGGAGGAGGCUUCAGUUGAAUGUCUACCCAAGAUGCCACAGGAGCUCAACCUAGAAAAUGGGAAGAGCAUCAGCAGUGAACAGGACCGGACACCAGACAAGACAGUGUCGAGCGCCAGCUUCCCUGAUAUGGAUGAGGCCAGCGAUGAGGAUACAGCUGAGAUCACUUUUGGGGUUUUUGCUGACUUCUCGGUUGAUUGUGUCGAACGGCAGGAUGUAAUGCCCGCCUUCAAGUCCUUGCAGAAGCAGGUGGGGACCCCGGACUCCUUAGAGUCGCUGGACAUUCCCUCCACCACCAGCUCCUGUGAAGCAUUCAGCCCCACAGCCUAUGUAUUCUCAAGCCAGCCUAAGGCCCUGGACAGUGGGUAUGAUACAGAGAACUACGAGUCUCCUGAAUUUGUCCUCAAGGAGCCUCAUGAGGCACGAGAGCCUGAAAACUUUGCCCAGCUAGGGAAGAUGCAAGAAGACAGGGAGGGCUCAACCAAAGAGCUAAGUCUGUCCAGUUCUUUCAGUGCCGAGCUGCAGGGCUUAGAUGAGAAGAACCCUUACCGUGACUCGGCCUACUUCUCUGACUAUGAUACUGAAGGGGGAACUCGGGAGGAUGGGGAAGGGGACAGUGAUGGUUCUGAGGGGCAUGAGCCAGAGGCCUCCCAGGUAGUCUUCGAAGGGCUGGGGAAGGCCCCUAACCAAAAUGGCACUGCAGGGGAAUCUGUGCCCCCCUGCCCUGAGCCCCCUGCCCCCUGUGGAGACAGUGUGGGCUGCACCUCUCCAGAGGCUGAGGAGCACACCACGAGGGAAGGGACUCUCAGGGCACCACAGGAGUUGCUGGUAAACGGAGUUGCUGCUGAGGAGCUGGAGUCAAACUCAGCAGGGGAUGAGUGUGAGGGGUUGGUUGCUGUGCCCUUGCAGCUGGCUCCCACCAGAUCCUUUUUCUUGUCACCUGUGGUCAUGAGUUCAGAAGUGCCCAUCCUGGUGGUUGAGGGAGAUGUAGGGGCAGGGAACGGGGGGCUGGAGAGUGUGUUGAGUGAGCCAGGGCAAACUGGAGAACUGCAGGGGGUUGGCGAGAGUGAGGAGGCCCGGAGCAAUUCUGCUUUCUCCAGUCUCUCACUGGAUCUGUCAGCGGUGCCUUCCCAGCAGUCAUCCAUCUCCCCCGACCCUGAGGAAGAAGAGGAUGACACGGAGGACAGCGAUGAGUCUGAUGAGGAACUGCGCUGCUACAACAUCCAAGAGCAGAGUGAAGAGAGUGAGGAGGAAUCACCCGCGGUGCCCAUUGUGGUGGCCGAGAGCCACAGCGCGCGCAACUUGCGCAGUCUGCUCAAGAUGCCCAACCUGCUGGUGGAAUCCUUCUGCGAUGACCUUGAACGCAAGAAGAAAGCCGUCUCCUUCUAUGAUGAUGUCACCGUCUACCUCUUUGAUCAGGAAAGUCCCACAAAGGAACUUGCAGACCAGCCUAUCCCAGGGUUCGCAGAGCCAGCCGUGGCCCAGUCUGUGCAGAAAGAAGGCAACAGUCCUCCAAGCCCAGCAGGCAGGACAGAUACACCAAACGGUUCCUCAGAAGGGAGAACCUCUGAAGAGAGUGGUGGUUUUGAAUGGGACGAUGACUUUCCCCUCAUGCCAGUGAAAUCGUCUCUCAUGCAGACAUUAACAUCAGCAGUGUCUGAGCCAGCUCUCCCCAGACUGCCGCCUACGCUAGGGCCCGCUCAGAAGCAGGUGCUGCCCAUCCAGUUUUCACGCUUCACUGUCUCACCUGCCCCGGUGUCACGGUUCUCCAUCACACAUGUCACCGACUCAGAUGUUGAGUCCGUAGGAGGAAGCAGUGAAGAUGGUGACAGAGAGUGAGCUUGGCUACCUGUUCUCUUUUUGGACUUUCCAUCCUGAACCCUAUAGCAUCAGUUCCUGCAUCGGGGCACAGGAGUAAGGAUUGUGACCCAGAAUCUGGGUGGAGCAGAAGAACUCUGUGGGCCUCGCUCUGUUUUUUUUAAGAGGCAGAUUUUAUUGGACAGAUCUUGACUUUGGGCUCCUUGGGCUGGAGUUGCCACAAUGAGGCAGCUUGGGACAAGUGCAUGAGUGUGCAGAUGUGUGAGGGUAAGAGUGUGCGCGUGUGUGUGUGUAUGUGUACAGAUAGACAUAUAGAACCUAUAGCAUUUAAAGGGUAGAGCUGUGACCUCGUUAACAUCGUCGCACCUCCACCUGAGCCAUUUUGACACCCCUCCCCCCCAGCUCACCCCUCUUGAUCUCUUGACCCUCAUUGGCUUCAUCAGUUGGGCCACUGCCUUGAGACACCAACUUCUGCCUGUUCUCUACGCUUGUCAUGUGCCCUUGCCAAGCCCUGUGUGGGGUCUAGGGAGAGCACGUAGCCAUGCACCCUGUGCCAUUCAGACAUGCUUCG
Molecule: messenger RNA, 5204 nt
Organism: Euleptes europaea (tarantolino)
Lineage: Eukaryota; Metazoa; Chordata; Lepidosauria; Squamata; Sphaerodactylidae
Gene: LMTK1
Product: apoptosis associated tyrosine kinase
Exons: 15
Coding region: 29-4654 (1541 amino acids)
Biological process (GO): brain development; peptidyl-tyrosine autophosphorylation
Molecular function (GO): ATP binding; protein tyrosine kinase activity
Source: RefSeq, a predicted model, not a curated record